This is a messenger RNA of Prorocentrum cordatum, 492 nucleotides long. NCBI's taxonomy places the organism in Eukaryota, Dinophyceae, Prorocentrales, Prorocentraceae. The record is from the annotation of a GenBank genome assembly.
GAGGAGAGGAAGCUGGACGUGCAGCAGCUUCAGGAUGCCCUGGGAGUCGCCGAGCAGGAGCUCCGCGACAACGGCGUGGCCCUCCAGAAGGCGCGGAGCCAGCUCGAGGAGCGGAACCACAACCUCCGCCAGAGGGACUUGGACUUGCAGCUCCUGAAGGCCCAGCUCGAGGAUCGGAACCACAACAUCCGCCAGAGGGACCUGGACCUCCAGCUGUCGAAGGCCCAGGUCAAGGAGCUCCGCCAGAAGGACCUGGAGCUCCAGCAGGCGAAGUCCCAGCUCGAGGAUCUCCGACAGAAGGACCUCGAGCUCCAGCACGCGAAGAGCCAGCUCGAGGACCUCCGCCAGAAGGAUUUGGACCACCAGCAGGCGAAACUCCAGCUUGAGGAGCUCCGCCAGAAGGACAUCGACCACGAGCAGGCGAAAGCCCAACUCGAGGCGCAGGCAGCCAAACUCGAGGCGGUCACCGCCCCGCCCCGCUUCUUCCCUUGA